Molecule: messenger RNA, 3032 nt
Organism: Caenorhabditis angaria
Lineage: Eukaryota; Metazoa; Nematoda; Chromadorea; Rhabditida; Rhabditidae
Source: the annotation of a GenBank genome assembly
UUGAAUGAAAAACCUGGGCCCAAGAUUAGGAAAUCACAAGUCUCAAAAUUUUCAGCAUGUGGAAUUCGCCGUCGCGAUUUUCUUGAUUCUCUUCAAUCAUCUUCCGAAAUAGUUGGUCAACCAAUUCCACAAUGCGAUGAAACUGGCCAAAAAUAUAGAAAAAGACAAUGUUUCGCCGCAACUGAAACAUGUUGGUGUGUUGAUGAAAAUGGAAGAAGAUUGUCGAAAAAAGAAGCGGCUCAAAAUGAAAAACAAUGUGAAACAGUUCGAAAAAAACAAGAAAAUAUGGCAAUGGAAGCGGCUAAAAUAUUACUUGAAACCAAAAAAACCGCAAAUUGUUUGGAAGAGGAAAAACCUGGAGAAUGUCCGGUUUUGAAAGAUGGAUAUUCGAAUAACAGAAGGCCUUGUGAAUGUGAUAGCGAAUGUCCGAAACAGGAAAAAUGCUGCCGAACUGUAACUAACAAAUUUAAUAUUUGUUUGCCUGCUUUUAACACUUCCAGCUUACAAAGUAACAAUUCCAUCAGUUUUUUUCCACCGAGUUUUCCAAGAAAAAAAAUCAAAACCUUAUUUUUUUCAGUGACUCCUGCUCUUUCUCUGGUUUGUGGUUCAAAUGAGCAAUAUUCAGCAUGUUAUUCAGCUUGUCAACCAUCUUGUCAAGAUCCAUCAACACCUUCUUGUCCAAUGCCAAAUUGUCAACCAGGAUGUGUUUGUCUUCCCGGUUAUAUUCGUCGAGAUGGAAGUCCUCGAUCAGCUUGUGUUCCACGUGGAUUAUGUCAAGCAUAUGAUUUAACAAUUCGAUGUGCCGAUGAUCGUCGACAAUAUCAAACAUGUGGAAGUGCGUGUCCAAUUAGUUGCGAAACACGAAAUACACCAAGAUGUGAAAGUGAACGAUGUGUUACUGGUUGUUUUUGUAAAAUACCAUAUAUCCUUGAGAAUGCUGGAGAUCCUUUACAUUCUCGAUGUAUUCUACCAUCCGAAUGUCCAGCUAAUAUUGAUUUGAAUAUACCUCCAACAAUGGAUAUUGCUCAACAAUAUCUUGCCAGAAAUCCAGCUGCAUUUUUAAAGAAUAUGAAUUCAUAUCCAACUUCACCUUCUCCAUUAAUCUCAACACCGAAUAAUCAUUGCUCAGAUCCUCUCAAAAAUUAUUUGAAUUGUGGAAGUAAAUGUGCUGCAUCCUGUGAUCGACCAUUAUCUCAAGCAGCAUCAUUAGAUUGUGCACUUUCUUGUGUUGCUGGUUGUUUUUGUCGACUUCCAUAUGUUCUUCUCGAUUCAACAAAUCCAAAUUCCACGUGUAUUCUUCCUCAACUUUGCCCUCGAAAAUCAAUUCCCCCUUCAAUUGUUCCAACUCAAAGUCAAAGUUGUCUCGACCCACGAAAAGAAUGGUCUCAAUGCGCAGCCAAACAAUGUGCUCGAUCGUGUCUUAAUCCAGUUGGUCGAUGUUCUCCCGACACUUGUAUUUCUGGUUGUAUUUGUCGUCCCCCAUAUCUUUUAUUACAUCCAAACGAUUCCGCAUCAAGAUGUGUUUUACCAUCAGAAUGCGAAAAAUCAUGUGAAGAUCCAACAAAAGAAUUCAUCAGUUGUGGAUCAUCUUGUCCAAUGGGAUGCGAUAAUCGAAGACCCAAAAACUGUGCACCUUGUCAAACUGGAUGUUUUUGCAAAAAUGGAUGGGUUUUUGAGAAUUCGGCAACAUGGCCAACAUCGAAAUGUAUCAAAUUAGAAGAAUGUCCAGCAGAAACAAUAGAGGAGACAACAACAAUUAUUGAAACUACAGUAAUCCCAACAACAACCACAACAUCGACUACAACAACUCUUCCACCAAUAACAAAAAGUCAAGAAGCUUUUUCAAAAGAAGAAAAUUUCGGAAUCGCAAUUUCUAAAAGUUAGUUUGAUUUAUUGAAUAUUGAUGUUUCGGAAUUUUCGUGUUCUUUUUUUCAUUUUCGAAAUUUGAGGAUUUUCCGAAAACUUAGUAGAUAAUACUUUUAAAAAUUUCAAAAAAAUUAGUCCUGAAAUUUUCCUUGUAAGUCCGAGAAAAGUUCCGAUUACGGACAUUCAGAUUCCAAACACUGCCAAUCAUCAUAUUUUUCCAGAUCUUCCUGAUUCGUCUCAAAUUCCUUCAACUUCACAAUGUCCCGAAACAACAUUUGAUGUUGGUGGUCGAGGUUGUAAUUCAGAUAUGGAUUGUCCAAUUGAACAAAGAUGUUGUCGCCCAAUGAUUGUUUCACUUGGUGUCAAUCCACAAAGAUGUGUUUGCCCGGAUAAACAUGCAGUUUGGUCUUCUUGUGGAACACUAUGUCCCGAAUAUUGUGGUCAACCAUCUGUUCCAGUUUGUAGUUCCACGUGUAAUGCUGGUUGUCAUUGUGCUCCAGGUUUUAUUCGAGCAAGAAACGAUGUUGGUGCUCCGUGUGUUCCACGUGAUAGUUGUUCGCUGGUUUUGGCAACUCAAAAGUUUUCCGCAAGUUUUGAUGAUCAACCGAUUCGAUUUGCGACAAUUCGAGAAAUUCGACCACAUGAUCCAAUUAUUGAAGAUGUUGUGAGGAGUUGAGAGAAAGUAAUUUAAAAUAGUUUUGUUUUUUUUGCAGAUAGCAGUUUCUUUUAUUCAUUCGCGAGAAAAUCAAUCAUUAGGAAAAUUCACCUUCUCCCAAAUCACUCCAAAUACAAUCAAAAUAUUUGGAGAGAUUAAUAAUUUGCCACGUGGCAAUAGAUAUGCAGUUGUAAUGCACAGAUUUGGAGAUGCGUCAGAAAAAUGUUCGCGAGUUGGUCCACCGUUUUCAAAAUCAUCAACACCUUCUUUCGGAGAUUUGGAUGAAAAUGGAAAAUUGGAACGAAUUAUUGAUUGGCCAAUUGGUGAUGUUAUUGGAAGAGCUUUAGUUAUUUAUCCGUAUGUUUUCUAUUUUAAUUAGAGGAAAACAUAAACCCGAAAUGGAAUUUUAUAUUUAUUUAGAUUUUCAACAUCUGAAUGGACAUCUCGUGCACAUUUUGGUGAAAAACCAUUGGGAUGUGGAACAAUUGGAAUAGCAAAAGUUGCUCAAUAA